CGACGAUUGACUACCUGUCAGGUAUAAUGGGGACUACCUGUCAGGUGUAACGGAAGGCUAUCUGUCGGGUAUAACGGAUACUAGUAUACAGAUAUUGUAGAAGACGAGUUUGACUUGCAAGUACAGGAAGCUGACAUCCAGGACACUGAGAACUACAAUCCUUGCAUGACUAUUCACCAUGAUCAAAUUCUCCAGCCAAUCACUGCCUUCCAUAGACUUCCGGAAGGGAGAGUCCAUAGUGAUCUACCCGAGCAGCAAACACCCGCCGACACUGGACGAGCUGAGGGUGUCCGGAGUGUCUACAUUUUGGCGUUCUCCCUACAAGAAUGAGAUUUAUACAGGGAUUACUUUCAACUCCCAUCCUGGAACCAAUCACCGAUACAUCACUCCCAAACCUCUGGGACAGGUGAAAGGAAUUCUGAAGAACAAGAGCAUAUCGAAAGACAGCGAGUCCGACAGUUCUGGGGACGAGAUCAAGAAACUCAGAGGAAUCCUCACCAAGAAAAUGGCCGAAGGCGCACUGAGGAAAAAGUCGAGUAAACGGGUUCAGUUUGAUGACAGGCUGGUCCGUCUGCACGAGAUAGGCAGACGACACGGAUACACGUCGUCUGGUGAGAGUGUUACCAGUGACGACAUAGACGAUUUCCAGCCAACCGUAAGACAUGUCGCGUUGAAGGACUCCAAAGAGACUGGGUCUUACAACGACAGAGUCAUGCCACAUGUUCCGAAAGCGCAAAGACUGUGCCACGAGGAGCUGAUAUCGUCAGAGGUAAAACUAUCGGGAAAUCUUGCCGCCAACCGGUGUUCCAGUGCUCCUGUUCUGAACAAUGAAAAGAGUUCCAGCAAGUCGUUAAACAAUCUGGAACAAUGGAUGAAAUCACCGGACAACAGGCAGUUCCAGGCUGAAAGCAGGUUGUCUCAAGAUAGCAUUGUGUUCGUUGAUGCAGACAGACAGACAGUUACAGACAGACAGACAGCUCCUGACAGACCAGUUCCUGCCAGACCAGCUCGGUCGUUCACAUCACCAGUAUUACUAUCUCAGCGAAGCACUAGGAAGCCUCUCUUCCACUACCAGUCUUCUUCGCGACACGACUCGACGACAUCGUCUUCCGACACGGCGUUGAAAAAACAUUUAGUUCAUUCGGCAAGGUCGUAUCCGCAGUCUAGAGUCGUGCCACAGGCCGCGGGUGCGCAGCACUUUGAAAUACAGGAAAUACGUCACCGUAAUUCAAACUACUGCAACCACGACAAGACCAAUCAAAUCAUUCGCUGGCUGAAGGACGUGAACAUCACGCAAGCGAGAGAGGGCAGGUGCACGGUUUUGCUUCCGGGAAUGAACGAACACAGGGAUAUGUGAUGUAGUAUGGAUUUCGAUUAAUUAUUAUGACGCAAUUUUUAUUUAACAUGUUUUUCCGACUCACAGGCUUGCUCAGAUAUAUAUAUAUAUAUAUAUAUAU
This is a messenger RNA of Gigantopelta aegis, 1457 nucleotides long. RefSeq lists its product as uncharacterized. The record is from RefSeq and is a predicted model, not a curated record. The coding region runs from base 179 to 1357 and encodes 392 amino acids. The transcript has 2 exons. Lineage: Eukaryota; Metazoa; Mollusca; Gastropoda; Neomphalida; Peltospiridae.